Phytophthora sojae is the source of this 1526-nucleotide messenger RNA. RefSeq lists its product as hypothetical. The record is from RefSeq and is a predicted model, not a curated record. Gene Ontology annotation, molecular function: monooxygenase activity; heme binding; oxidoreductase activity, acting on paired donors, with incorporation or reduction of molecular oxygen. The coding region runs from base 61 to 1479 and encodes 472 amino acids. The transcript has a single exon. NCBI's taxonomy places the organism in Eukaryota, Oomycota, Peronosporomycetes, Peronosporales, Peronosporaceae.
AAGGCCAAGCCGAUCCCGUACCUGCCCGGCGGGCACCCCGUGCUGGGGCACACGCUGCUCAUGGCGCGCAACCUGGACCGGUUCCAGGACUGGCUGGUCGAGACGAGCGUGGCCCGCGGCGGCGCGCCCUUCGUGCUGCGGCAGCCGGGUAAGAACGACUGGCUGUUCUCGGCGCGGCCCGAGGACUUCGAGCAGAUCCUCAAGGUGCACUUCGACACGUUCAUCAAGGGGCCGCAGGUGCGCGAGCUGCUCGACGACUUCAUGGGCGAGAACAUCGUCAUCAUCAACGGCCACCGCUGGAAGUUCCAGCGCAAGGCUCUUGUGAAUCUUUUCACGGCUCGAGCGCUGAAGGAGCACAUGACCCCCGUGGUGCAAAAGUGCGCGCUGGCGUUGCAGCGCGUGUUCGCCAAGGCGGCGGAGAGCGGGGACGUGCUGGACGUGCACCACAUCAUGGGGCGGUUCACGCUCGAGACCUUCGCGGAGAUCGAGUUCGGCAGCCAGCUGGGGCUGCUGGAGAAGGGCGAGGAGAACGCGUUCGAGACGGCCAUCGACGACGCCAACCACAUCUCGCUGGAGAGGUUCGCAGUGCCCAUGUGGGUGUGGAAGCUCAAGCGCUGGCUCAACGUGGGCUCCGAGAGGCGGCUGAAGGAAGACAUGGCCGUGAUCUCGAGCUUCGUCAUGUCCUGCAUCUCGGACGCCAUCGAGCGUCGCAAGCAGAGGCUGGAGGCUGCAGCGCGUGGGGAGCCCGUUGGCCCCGUGGCCAAAGACAUCGUCUCCAUCUUGCUGGACAGUGAGGACGCGACGGGCGAGCCCGUUCUACCCAAGGACGUGUUCAACAUCUCGUUGGCGGGGGUCUUGGCGGGGAAAGACACGACUGGAGACGCCACGAGCUGGCUGAUGCACUUACUGCAUGAGAACCCACGGGUGGAGAACAAACUGAGAGCGGAGCUGCUGGCGAAGGUGCCCAAGCUGGCGGAGGACGAGAGCUACGUCCCGCCGAUGGAGGAGCUGGACGCUAUCACGUACCUGGAGGCCACGAUCCGCGAGAGUUUGAGGCUCAAACCGCCGGCCCCGUGCGUCACGCAGCACUGCACUCAAGACACAGUGUUCCCGGACGGCACCUUCGUCCCCAAGGGCAUGGACACGACGCUGUUGUAUCACGCUUCGGCGCUGCUGCCGAGUGUCUGGGGCCCCGACGCCGCUGAGUUCAACCCCGAGAGGUUCCUGGACGACAACGGCAAGCUGCUGGUGCUGCCCCCUCUCAAGUUCAUCGCCUUCAGUGCCGGUCCCCGCAAAUGCGUCGGCCGGAAGCUCGCCAUGAUCGAGAUGAAGGUCGUCACAGCCUGUUUGGUGAGUCGCUUCCACUUGGUCGAAGUCACGGGCCAGGACAUCCGCGGGACGAUGGGGAUCAGCCUCGGCAUGAAGAACGGAAUGAAGGUGAGCGUUCAAGCAACGCCCGGUGUCGCCAAGCGAGCUUGAUGUGAAGGAACAACGAAUGCAGUUCGACCAAAUUGUUGCUAGUGUUC